AAGAUGGCAGUAGUGCAAAACGAGUGAUGCAAUCUGACAUUAAAAAAAAAGAAGAAGAACGGCCGAUCAUCGGUUCAGUUGCAAGAAGUAGCGGAAGACCUGUGCUGUUUGGCAAGAUCCGACCUGCCAACUGUGAUCGGACCGGCCAAAGAAAGGCCACACAGCGAAUGAAAUAUGGAGUGUAUUCCAGUGGCUAUUGAUGAUCUCGAGGGCAAAAAGGACCCGGUCAUAGAAGACUCGGAGCACAAUGUGUACACCAGGUUUAUGAAGUCCCACCGAUGUUAUGACCUUGUACCGACCAGCUCCAAACUGGUUGUGUUUGAUACAUCACUUCAGGUCAAGAAGGCGUUUUUUGCUCUGGUCUCUAAUGGCGUUCGAGCAGCGCCUCUAUGGGACAGCAAAAAGCAGUGUUUUGUUGGUAAGGGCUGUUCUCAUUUGGCACAUUUUCUCUCCACUCAAGACAUAAUAAAUGAAGGACUGACUCCAUUCUACUCGUGCAUCUCUGCAGGAAUGCUGACCAUCACAGACUUUAUUAAUAUUCUACAUCGCUACUACAAAUCUCCAUUGGUACAGAUAUAUGAAUUGGAGGAACACAAAAUUGAAACAUGGAGAGAGUUGUACCUUCAAGACUCUUUUAAGCCGUUGGUUAGCAUAUCUCCCAAUGCCAGUUUGUAUGAUGCAGUAUCAUCUCUGCUGAAGAAUAAGAUCCACAGACUGCCGGUAAUCGACCCCCUGACUGGGAACACACUCUAUAUUCUCACACACAAGAGGAUCCUUAAGUUCCUGAAGCUUUUUAUAUCAGAGAUGCCAAAACCGUCGUUCUUGAGACAAACGCUAGAGGACCUGAACAUCGGAACUUUCCGGAACAUAGCAGUGGUCCGCUCUGACACGCCGCUCUACACGGCACUUGGUAUUUUUGUUGAGCAGCGCGUGUCGGCGCUCCCUGUUGUCGAUGACAAAGGUCGAGUGGUGGAUAUAUACUCAAAAUUUGAUGUCAUAAACCUGGCAGCAGAGAAGACGUACAACAACCUGGACUUGACUGUGACCAAAGCGCUGAAGCACCGCUCGCAAUACUUUGAAGGCGUGCUGACCUGCAACCGGCACGAGACUCUGGAGGCCAUCAUCAACCGACUGGUGGAGGCCGAGGUGCACAGGCUGGUGGUGGUGGACGAGCAGGAUGUGGUGAAGGGGAUCGUCUCCCUUUCAGAUAUUCUCCAGGCACUAGUGUUGACUGAUGGGGAAGAGGGCACAGCUUAAAGAAGACAUCCUGAUGGAAAUGCAACACAGUCUAAAGAGGAGGGUGAAGCAACGGGAGAAAGAACAGGCCAUGUAAGAGGGUCAUUUUGAUAGUACAUUGAAGUAUCCUCACCCAUUUCCUGUAAUCCAGCUUCCUAUAGUCACACAUGAAGACGUCUCCCUCCCUGCAGAAAUGUGAAGCUUUAGCAAUGCAGCGAUAUAAAAGUGUAGCAGCACAGACCUACAGAAGCUACAACAAGAGACGGAGCCGAGAGGAGCUGCAGCCUCUCCGGGCGUCACUCCCACUUCUGUUGGUUUACGUGCAGUAGAGGACGACCAUUGAUUGUGGUUGGAUCAGAGGCUUUUCCCCUGUAGUGUAAAUUGGAAUCAGUUGGAAAAAUAACUAAUUUUACCUGUGUUGGCAUCUUUUGAUUUUUGAUAACGAGGCUGAAAUCUUCAUGCACACUGUGUAACUUUGAUUAACAAUGGGCGAAUUGUUUGGACAUUUGCUUGAAACUUAGAAAUGUUUAUUAUUCAGCCAGUUUGAUUUUGAUUUUAUUUCUCUUUUUAUACAUACAAGACAAGCUUCCAAAUAGCUAGUCUAUGAAUCUGCUGUUAGCGGACUGUUAAUUGUGCUCUAUUCUCCCAAAAGCCACAAGCUCUGGAUGUUUUUGGAUUUUAUGUUUUGCCAUUUAGUUUGUGCUCUCAAGAAUAACGAAUCUUUAAUGUAUUCCUCAUUUUAUUUUUUUCAUUUUGCGGUUUUGUUACUAAUAUUGUGUGUUUUGGCAUUUGUUGCUUUCGACGGUGCAAGAUCUCAGUUCUUUAAAAAAGGUUCUCCGUCAUUUAAAAUCCAAGCCAAAUUAACACUUGUGGCAUUAUUUGUUUUCUGAUUUCAACCCUUUUAGUGUGUCAUGGUGUCGGUAAGUUAGUAAUCAACAAAGUGCAUUUAUUCAGCAGUUUUCUGUUCAUUAUGUUUAGAGGGCUUAAUCAAAAUCACUCAAUACCAGCUUUCCAGCCUUUUCUUUUUCCUAAAGAUAGGCCAUGGGAAUCUGACUUUGAUUUGGUAUAUUUCAAAUGGAAGGUGAAGAGCUGUAUGUACAUGCAGUUUUAGUAAUAACCUGCAUUGAGAUAAUGAUUGAAAGCAUCAAGGAGCAAUAAAGUUUCAGACUUUGUCUAAAAUGGCAUUAUUGAGUGCUUAUAUCUGAUAUAUUACAUAAUCUAUAAAGAAGUUGGCCAAAGUGA
This is a messenger RNA of Pungitius pungitius (ninespine stickleback), 2478 nucleotides long. RefSeq names its product protein kinase, AMP-activated, gamma 1 non-catalytic subunit (gene prkag1). Gene Ontology annotation, biological process: protein phosphorylation; regulation of catalytic activity. Bases 175 to 1257 code for a protein of 360 amino acids. Gene Ontology annotation, molecular function: protein kinase regulator activity; AMP binding; protein kinase binding. NCBI's taxonomy places the organism in Eukaryota, Metazoa, Chordata, Actinopteri, Perciformes, Gasterosteidae. The record is from RefSeq and is a predicted model, not a curated record. Gene Ontology annotation, cellular component: cytoplasm; nucleotide-activated protein kinase complex; nucleus. The transcript has 12 exons.